Molecule: messenger RNA, 249 nt
Organism: Metarhizium robertsii ARSEF 23
Lineage: Eukaryota; Fungi; Ascomycota; Sordariomycetes; Hypocreales; Clavicipitaceae
Exons: 1
Coding region: 1-249 (82 amino acids)
Source: RefSeq, a predicted model, not a curated record
AUGAACACAUCAAAAGACAUAUACUACUUCAUUCCUGACCUCUGCGCCAUCGACCCUUUGGCACCCGAAGUCGACCCUGACACGCAUACGUGGGUGCGCGCCAUCCAAAUUGACGACACGGACUUGAUGUUUGAGGGUAAGUCGCUAAGCUCGUGGUUCGAAGACGACCGCAGUCAUCGCAGUCAUCGCAGCAGACGCAGCAGUAGCAGCAGCAGCCACAGCAGCGACAACGACAACCAACAGGAAUAG